Poecilia reticulata (guppy) is the source of this 1413-nucleotide messenger RNA. NCBI's taxonomy places the organism in Eukaryota, Metazoa, Chordata, Actinopteri, Cyprinodontiformes, Poeciliidae. The record is from RefSeq and is a predicted model, not a curated record.
AUGGCCAGGAAGGCUUCACAGCUGAUAAUGGAUCUCCACCAGCAGCAGAGGCACCAGGAGCAAAGGUGCCCAUUUAUACCCUUGUGUCCAAAUCAGCUAUCAAUCAAACAAGCCAAGGCCAUAGGGAGCCACGGUCAGGAUGAUGUCUCCCACUGUGAGGCCGCCGCCGGGAGCCGACGUGACGAAAGGAAACUCUCCAUAAUCUGCUCCGCCACCAACCGCGACCCCCAGCUCUCCAGACGCGCCAAGCAAGGGGAUGAAGACGGUUUUGAGGAAGGAGACCAUGUCAAGGUGGACCUGCGGCCUGAAUCUUCGACGGAGGCGGACUAUGAGAGCGUUCCUGUCGAGGCUUAUGGACUCGCUAUGCUGAAAGGAAUGGGCUGGAAGAAAGGAGAGGGAAUCGGACGAACAUUCAAACAAGACGUGAAGCCAAUCGAACACGAGCUCCGUCCGAAAGGGCUGGGCCUCGGCGCCGAUCGAUCGGCCAUCAAGGAUCUGGAGCCCAGCAAGCGCCAGCGGCCGCCGAAGCCGGGCGAGGAGCAAACCAAGCAGGAGGAGCUGGCCAUGGUUCCUGGCGGCUGCGUUCUGGUGGGAUCCGGGGCCCACAAGGACCUAUACGGCAAAAUUGAAGGCGUAGACGCAGACAACGCUCGAGUUGUGGUAAAGCUCGCCAUCGGCGGAAAGACGGUGACACUCAGCCAGUACGGAGUUAAACUGGUCGGGAGGAAAGAGUACGAGAAAUACAGCAAAGACCUCAGUCGGCUCAGUAAGGCCCACAAAGAGAAGGAGAAAGAGAAGGAGAAGGAGCGACAGAGACUUGAGGAGAAAGAAAAGAGCAGCAGCAGUGACAAAGUCAAACACAAGUCAUCCGAAAGGGAGGAAGGCAAAGACGAGAGGAAGAGGAAACACAGAGAAUCAAGUCAAGACAGAGAUAAGCCACCGGUGAAAGAAGCACGGCAGGYUCCAGCUCCUCCCUCCUGGCUCCAGAGGGACCUGAAGGUCCGCUUCAUAGACAAGGCAUUUAAAGGCGGCCGCUACUACAACUCAAAGAUGCGAGUGGAGGAUGUCCUGACGACGUUUACCUGCGUGUGUCGAACCGAAGAGGGAAGACUGCUAGACGAUGUGAAGCAGAACAUGCUGGAAACCAUCAUCCCAAAAGGAGAGUACGACGCCGUGAUGGUGGUUCUGGGCGAGCACAGAGGACAGGUCGGCCGUAUUCUUCAGCGGGAUAAGAACAAGUGCAGAGCGAUGGUGCAGCUCGACAGAUAYGAGGAGAAACUAUUCACUCUGGAUUAUGACUCCAUUUGUCACUAUGUGGGAGCCUCAGACCACUGAUAUCAGGCUUUUUGUCAUGUUCAGAUGUAACUUCAAAUCAUGUAAUGUUUUUUUAAUAAAAAUAUAUUUAAAAAUUCA